UUUAGAGUAGCUUUGUGUUUUGGGGACAACUUUGUUGCGCUAGGCGGAGAGAGCAUAUAGACUUCUACCAAGAUAGGCGCAGGAUGAGACGGUAUUUGCCUAGCUAUUAUGUUUACUAUAUAACAAUUACAUGUUCAUCGAGACUGGAUAUAUUGAUGAAGAUUAAUACCUUCAAAUGCUCUUACAAGCGACCAGGUUCUAUACCGGAACAGUUCAACGCUAGAGGUAUCGGAAAGCUUAGCUUUAUAUGGCAGUGCUUAUUUAUAUAUUUCUCAGUAUUCGGGUUCAUAAAUUAUCCAGGUAGGUGGUGGUUAAUAGAGAGGUAGAUAGAUCAAUAUUUCUCACUCCCUAACCCUACCUAAUUCCCUACCUCUAAGA
Molecule: messenger RNA, 378 nt
Organism: Trichoderma harzianum CBS 226.95
Lineage: Eukaryota; Fungi; Ascomycota; Sordariomycetes; Hypocreales; Hypocreaceae
Exons: 1
Coding region: 84-326 (80 amino acids)
Source: RefSeq, a predicted model, not a curated record